AUGUGUUGCCUUAUCGAUCGAGUCUCGGCGAAUAAAGAUGCAAGUCGUCUUUUUGAGGAUCUUCUAGCCGAUUACAAUAAAUUGGUGAGACCGGUCGAUAAUAACAGUGAAACGAUGAUUGUAAGAUUCAAACUGAAAUUAUCACAGUUACUCGAUGUGCACGAAAAAAAUCAAAUCAUGACUACUAACGUUUGGCUUCAACAUGUACGUUUUCUUAUAAUUCUUAUAAAUAAUCUUGUUAUUUGGUUCUAUUAUCAAUUAUCAAAUGCUAUUAUUUCACUUGCAUAUCAAUUAUUAUUUAAGAGCUGGAUGGAUUACAAAUUGAAAUGGAAUCCAGCUGAUUAUGGAGGUGUUGACGUGUUAUAUGUGCCUUCUGAUAUGAUUUGGUUACCUGAUAUUGUUUUAUACAAUAAGUUUGCUAUUCAUUAUUCGUAUUAUCACUAUCGAUCGUGGACUUACGGUGGUCUAGAAGUGGAUUUGAAGCACAAAGAUUCACAUAAAGAACGGAAAGAAUUGGAGACAGUGCUCGGUAUUGAUGGGGAAUACGAGGAAACCGUUUGGAUUGUGGAUGAGGGCAUUGAUUUGAGUGAUUAUUAUCCGAGUGUGGAGUGGGAUAUUUUAAGUGUGCCUGGGAAACGACACGAAAAGAGGCCAGUUCGAAUAACUAAAAUUUUAGUUGAGAUAAUUCCAUCAACCUCGCUCGUGAUUCCGCUCAUUGGUAAAUACCUUCUGUUCACAAUGGUGCUUGUUACACUCUCAGUUGUUGUGACCGUUAUUACUUUGAAUGUGCAUUAUCGCACACCCACUACACAUACAAUGCCGAACUGGGUGAGGCACUUUUUUAUCGAGUUAUUACCGAGAUAUUUGCUGAUGGAGAGACCGACUCCUGCAAAAAUCGGUACUCAGUUAUUGAAUGAUGUUAAAAAUGCGUUGGUCUUACCGAAAAAAUCUGAUGCACGAAUGCCGAGUUUCAGCGUGCGACCACUGGAUCAUUACGCCUCGGCGCUUUCUGAUCAGGUUUUUCAAGAAAUGCCACUUCAGAUGGACUAUUUGUCACCAGCAUAUCGCCAGUCAUUCUCGGUGAUCUCUCAAAAGAAUCAACAUCGAGCGAGCUACACGAGCACCUUCAAUAAGGAUUAUACACCGAUGCGUAGUGCAAUCGAGAGUGUCACCUAUGUUGCGGAUUACCUGAAAAAUCAACAAGAUGAUAAUCAGAUAAUAGAAGACUGGAAGUAUAUCUCAGUGGUGAUGGACCGAAUAUUUCUAUUCUUGUUCACGGCUGCAUGCGCAUUCGGAACGGCAUUCAUCAUACUGCGAGCACCUACAAUCUAUGACACGACCGUUGCAUUGGCCUAG
Molecule: messenger RNA, 1356 nt
Organism: Anisakis simplex (herring worm)
Lineage: Eukaryota; Metazoa; Nematoda; Chromadorea; Rhabditida; Anisakidae
Source: the annotation of a GenBank genome assembly